Messenger RNA from Ipomoea nil (Japanese morning glory), 1948 nucleotides. RefSeq lists its product as uncharacterized. The coding region runs from base 248 to 1474 and encodes 408 amino acids. Gene Ontology annotation, molecular function: zinc ion binding. The transcript is spliced from 4 exons. The record is from RefSeq and is a predicted model, not a curated record. Lineage: Eukaryota; Viridiplantae; Streptophyta; Magnoliopsida; Solanales; Convolvulaceae.
AUAUAUAUAUAUAUAUAUAUAUAUAUAUAUAUAUAGCUCGAAUCGCGGACACAAAUUUUCAACUUCCGAAUCCGAAAGAUACGUGUAUAAGAUCAUCAAGCAAAGUUCAGUGCGAUUAUUGUGCGUGAUUCUUGACGUGCGUCCAUAAUUGAUUUGAGUAGAAACGCAUAUCCUUUUGCAAGAUCUCAUCGUCUGAACAAACGUAGAUUCAGAUUGUGCAUUUUUGUGGCUUUGUACAGUGUACUUGAUGCAAGAAUCUUCAAAUAUGAAGCCCUUUUCAAUUGAUGGUGAAGUGAAACCAGCUACACUUGAAAAAGUGAAAGAGGAAGGUUUACUGUUGCACUGUAACCUUUUUGAUGUAGAAAUGGUUUACAAGAUAGCGGAAGAAUUCCUUACGGGAUUUGCCUCUGCCUGUGUUGACAACACAGCGGGUGGCCUGUGGAGCAGCCCUGCCGCUGUGGCUGUUGAUAUUCGACGAGAAAUGGUGGAGUAUCUUAUCCGAAGAAGUGAAACUUUUGUGGCUGAGUCUAUUGUCCUAGAAUGUACUCCAGAUAUUGGAGUAUCUGCUAACCCUUUUGAUAUUAUCUCUGAUUUGAUUGAUGAUUUUGCCCAUUCAAAAAGAAAUUUUUUUAGCCAUGUCUCGGUGUGGCUUUCGAGUGAUAGGAGGGAAGAUAGGAUAGAGGAUUUUGUAGAGGAACUGGAAUUAAACGGGUUUUGGCUGAUAAGCCGGAGAGAGGAAGUUGCUAAAACUUUGCUUAGAAACGUCGACUUCAAGACCUCAUAUCACUGCAAUAUGAAGUUCAAGACUGAAGACGAGCUUGAACAACACAUUGCCUCGUGCAAUUUCAGGACUGUGAACUGUGUGAAUGAGGGUUGUGAUGCUGUAUAUAGUGCAGGUAACUUAGAAGAGCACGACUCAACCUGUCCUUUCAAAACACUCCCGUGUGAGCAGAAAUGUGCAGAUAUCAUAAUGAGGCGCGAUAUGGACAGGCAUUGCAUCACUGUUUGUCCAAUGAAGCUUGUGAACUGCCCCUUUUAUCCAGUUGGUUGUCUGUGUACAAUCCCACAGUGCACAGUAGGCCAACACCGCUCAGAGAAUCUCCAGUCGCACUUGAUCUCCGUUUUGAAACUUAUCCACAAGGAAGCAUCUUUAGAAGCUUUGAAGGAAAGGGCAGAACUACUGGAAAAGGCAUUGUCACCCCAACGAUUAUCUGCUGCUAAGGAUGCAAGAUCUUUAACAUUUACUAUUAAGGAUCAUAAUACAAAGCUCGGGCCUUUAGUAGGAGUGAAGAAAAAUGCAGAGUCAGACGCAGAGGAUGAGAAGUUAACAAAUGGUGAGGAUAAUAGCAUGGCUCUAUCGUCUAUGGGGAAACAACUCUACAAAAACGAGGUACCUACAAUUCUGCAAACUGAGAACAAGAAGAUAUCAGAGUCACCCUUUGAAGAAGAUAACUCCAAAGAAUCACCCAGAUAAAAAUAGAUGAAUGUUAAGCCAUUUAGCGGGUUCUACUGUAAAGAAUUUAUAGGUUUGGAAGUCAUAUAUUCCUUGAAACAAGGAACAUAGUAUAUACACUAGACAAGCACAUUGCGGAAUUUCUCAAUUCUGGCAAGAGAAGUCAGAACAUGAGAGAAGCGCAAUGUGGUUUGUCAAGAGAAAUAAUACCAAGAAAGAUGAACAUAGGAGAAGGUAUUUACUUAUUUUGUUACUUGAACUGGAAGAGAAAGAUGGAAACUAGUUUCAGACCAAUCAUUAUGCUGCAAAAGAUUCAUAGACUUACUCAAAAUUUUCAUAUGUAGUCUCCCUUUUCAGAUUGUGUUUGGACAGUGUUUCAGAUACAACCUUUUCAUUUUGCUUCUUAAUCAUCAUAGAUCCUGUGAUUACUUGCUCUACAGAUAUUUUAGUUUUCUGUUGUUGAAUGUAUGGAUAAUUACAUGAGAUCAUUUACUA